AUGGACGGAAGGAAACACCCGAACUCGUUCCAGCAGCUGGAGAAACUGGGCGAGGGUACCUAUGCGACAGUGUUCAAGGGCCGCAACCGCCAAACAGGCGAGCUCGUCGCUCUCAAGGAGAUUCAUCUCGACUCGGAGGAGGGAACCCCUAGCACGGCCAUCCGUGAGAUCUCGCUGAUGAAGGAACUCAAGCACGAGAACAUUGUGGCUUUGCACGAUGUCAUCCACACCGAGAACAAGCUGAUGCUCGUUUUCGAGUAUAUGGAUGGCGAUCUUAAGAAGUACAUGGACACCCAAGGCGAGCGCGGCGCUCUCAAACCCAUGGUCAUCAAGUCCUUCAUGUACCAGCUGCUGAAGGGCAUCGACUUUUGUCAUAAGAACAGAGUUCUGCACCGCGACCUGAAGCCGCAGAACCUUCUCAUCAACAAACAAGGCCAGCUGAAGCUUGGUGACUUCGGUCUUGCCCGUGCGUUCGGCAUCCCGGUCAACACCUUUUCGAACGAGGUCGUCACCCUUUGGUAUCGCGCUCCCGACGUGCUGCUCGGCAGCCGCACCUACAACACCAGUAUCGACAUCUGGUCGGCCGGCUGCAUCAUGGCCGAGAUGUUCUCGGGACGCCCGCUGUUCCCUGGUACCACUAACGAAGACCAGCUGCAGCGCAUCUUCCGCAUCAUGGGCACUCCCACAGAACGCACUUGGCCGGGCAUCUCCAACUUCCCGGAAUACAAGACCACCUGGCAGAUGUAUGCCACCCAGCCUCUCAGCACCAUCCUGCCCCAGAUCGAUCCCGUCGGCAUCGAGCUGCUCACCAGCAUGCUCCAGCUGCGUCCCGAGCUGCGCAUCUCUGCCGCUGAUGCUCUCAACCAUCCCUGGUUCCAUGACCUGCCCGGCGUGCAGCCCCAGCCUCAGCAACAUAUGCCGGUCACCGCUGUCCCGCCGCCGAUGCCGCGUCCGCCAUAUCCGCAGCACCCGCAUGCUCAGCACCCAACUCAUCCUCACCAGCAACAUCCCCAGCACCCGCAUCAGUACGCGCAGCAUCCUCAGCACCCCCAGCAGCCCCAGCAGCCGAUGCCUAUGCCCCAGCCGGGCGCGUAUCAGGUGCCUAGCCAGGGAACCUAUGGCGGCUAUUAG
Thermochaetoides thermophila DSM 1495 is the source of this 1131-nucleotide messenger RNA. RefSeq lists its product as uncharacterized. The record is from RefSeq and is a predicted model, not a curated record. The transcript is spliced from 2 exons. Gene Ontology annotation, molecular function: cyclin-dependent protein serine/threonine kinase activity; ATP binding. Gene Ontology annotation, biological process: protein phosphorylation. Bases 1 to 1131 code for a protein of 376 amino acids. Lineage: Eukaryota; Fungi; Ascomycota; Sordariomycetes; Sordariales; Chaetomiaceae. Gene Ontology annotation, cellular component: nucleus; cytoplasm.